Selaginella moellendorffii is the source of this 1290-nucleotide messenger RNA. RefSeq names its product ELMO domain-containing protein A. The transcript is spliced from 10 exons. The coding region runs from base 169 to 1212 and encodes 347 amino acids. The record is from RefSeq and is a predicted model, not a curated record. NCBI's taxonomy places the organism in Eukaryota, Viridiplantae, Streptophyta, Lycopodiopsida, Selaginellales, Selaginellaceae.
UUUCGUGGGCUAUGUUUUUAGGGUUUCGCUGGUCCUCCCCGCGCUGUAGAUAGAUUCGCGCGCGUUUUCCUUUGCUCAGCGCCGGGAGCUGGAUCGCGCGAUCUAGCCUAGCAGCGGUGUGGAAAUAUGGGAAAUGCGAUCGCAGCGAUGGCGAUCUAGGGGCGGUCCAUGAGCAGCAGCUCCGCCGCCUCGACUAGCUCCAGGAAUCUCGUCCUCGGCAGCGUCGCGGUUGCGGAUUGCGAUUGGUGUGGCUGCUGCUCGCCGCUGUGCGCCAGGAUUAUGAGUUCCGCGGCGCGGCUGAGGCGGCGCGUCCAUCACAGCGAUGUGGGAGGGAAGAAAUUCGAGCGCGUUCUCUCCAGUGGAUCCGAUGGAUUGAGCGAGCCCCUUCUUGGAGGUGGAGACGAUGAGUAUUUUGAAGAUUGGAAGGAGAAGAAGAGAAGGGAGGAGCAUGAAUGGUCGCAGAUUUUCACUCGGCUCCUUGCUCAAUGGAGCCAAUGGCUGUCAAUCGUGCUUUUAGGCUCGGGAUCCUUGCUUGGUGACAUGAUCAAUCGUGUUUUGUAUCGUCGAGACGAAGGUAUCGUGCAUAUCGAUCUAACACCUGUACAGGAAGAACGGCUUCACAAGCUCCAGAAACGCUUGCAAGUUGCUUUUGAUGGAAGCAAUUCCAAACACGCGGAAGCACUGGUAGCGCUGUGGCACGAGGCUUUCCCUGGCCGUCUCUUCGAUGGUUUGAUCACGGAGAAGUGGAAAGAAAUGGGAUGGCAAGGCACGGAUCCUUCGACGGAUUUCAGAGGUGGUGGAUUCAUUUCCCUGGAAAAUCUGCUCUUUCUAGCGCAGCGCUAUCCGAGAUCGUUUUCGAAGCUGCUGCACAAAGAGGAGGGCCAGCGAUCCGAGUGGGAGUAUCCGUUUGCGGUGGCAGGCAUUAACGUGUCUUUCAUGCUUAUCCAGAUGCUCGACCUUCGAUCAGAAAAGCCGAGCUCUCUAUCCGGACUGAAAUUCGCGAAGAUCUUGGCCGAAGACGAGCAAGCUUUUGACGUGCUGUACUGCGUAGCGUUUGAGAUGAUGGAUGCACAGUGGCUGGCAAUGCGUGCUUCCUACAUGGAGUUUAACGCUGUCCUAAGCGCAACCCGUUCUCAGCUCGAGCGUGAGUUGUCUCUAGAUGAUGUCUACCGAGUUCAGGACCUCCCCGCAUACACACUCUUGUGCAGAUGAUUUUUAAUCUCGGAAAAUGGACAAACUAUGACUCUAAAACUUAAUAUUUGAAUCGGUCCAUCUUGUGUAUUAUUAUUA